Messenger RNA from Erythranthe guttata (spotted monkey flower), 2275 nucleotides. RefSeq lists its product as uncharacterized. Gene Ontology annotation, biological process: mRNA processing. The record is from RefSeq and is a predicted model, not a curated record. Gene Ontology annotation, cellular component: nucleus. Gene Ontology annotation, molecular function: RNA binding. Lineage: Eukaryota; Viridiplantae; Streptophyta; Magnoliopsida; Lamiales; Phrymaceae.
AAUGAACAUCGAGAUCUAACGUCUAAACUUAAAGUCGUCUGCGCUUUUUGUAAUAAUCAUUUAAGCAGCGAUUUCUCGAAUUUCUCUGCUAUUUUUUUGUUUAGAAAAGAAAUUUUGCUGCACUGUACUCCGCUCGAACUCGGGUUUUCGGAACGCUCCUGGUGAAAGCAUACUUCUCAGUAAAUUUGUGAAGUUUUUGUGGAAUUGCUUGGCUCUGAGUUUUUAUAGAAUGGAUUUUGACGAGUAUGAAUACCUGGAAAACACAGUGGAAAAUCCAGAGCUUAAGAAAUCGGAGGAUAAGGUGAAUGGGGGCCAUCGAAUAGCUGAGUCUAAAGAGAAAGAUAGAAGUCGGAGUUCGAAGCACACAAGUGAUGAUGAUGGUGAUGACUUGGAGCGCCUGUCAAAGAGAUCGAGGUCAAGAAAAGAGUCUAAUGACCACGAGAAAGAUAGAAGGAGCUCGCGCUAUGGCUCGUCUUCCAGAGAUAGGGAGAAAGGUGAAAAGGACAGACACACGAGUAGUAGGGAGCAUAGAACGAGGGACAAGGAGGAGGGAAGUGAAAAGGAGAGAACCAGGGAUAGAGAUCGAGAUAGGGAUAGAGAUCGAGAUAGAGAUAGAGAGAGGGACAGUGACAAGAAAAGGGAUGGUAAUAGAGAGAGGAGAGAACGUGAAUAUGAAAGAGAGAGGGAUGUUGACAAGAAAAUCGAUGGUAAUAGAGAGAGGUCUCAUCGAAGCAGAAGUCGCUCAGAGAGGCAUAACGAUGAACAGGGAAGAGAAAAGAGUAGGGAUAUGGAGAUUGUAGAUAAAGAACCUCAAGAAAGAAGAAGAGAAAGGGACUUUAGAGACAGAGACAAUGGAAGCAGGAGAUACAAAGAGAAGAAGGAAGAAGGAGGGGAAGCAGAAGCUGAUCCUGAACGAGAUCAGAGGACAGUUUUUGCUUAUCAGAUUUCCUUGAAAGCUGGGGAACGGGAUGUCUAUGAAUUCUUCUCUCGGGCUGGCAAGGUUAGAGAUGUACAGCUCAUAAUGGAUCGUAAUACCAGACGCUCCAAAGGAGUUGGAUACGUUGAAUUCUAUGACUCAAUGUCAGUUCCUAUGGCAAUAGCUCUAUCUGGACAGCCGCUUCUUGGUACACCUGUGAUGGUUAAGCCGUCAGAAGCUGAGAAGAAUCUUGUUCAGUCAACUGCUGCGGUCCCUGUAGGAGGUGGGCUUCUUGGCCCAUAUUCCGGGGGUGCUAGAAAGCUGUAUGUUGGCAAUCUGCCACUCACUAUCAAAGAAGAUCAGCUUCGCCAGGUAUUUGAAGCUUUUGGCACUAUUGAGCUGGUGCAGAUGCCCGUUGACCCAGGGACUGGGAGUUGCAAAGGUUUUGCUUUCAUACAGUAUGCACGUCUUGAAGAUGCAAAGGCUGCUCAAAAUUUAAAUGGUCAAUUGGAGAUUGCUGGUCGAGUGAUCAAGGUGUCUGCUGUCACUGAUCAAGCUGGAAUGCAAGACGUUGGGGCAAAUAUUGCUGAUUUUGAUGAUGACGGGGGCAGCGGAUUGUCCUUGAAUGCACACUCGCGGGCACUUCUUAUGCAGAAAUUGGAUCGUACUGGAACUGCUUCAAGCAUCACUGGUCCACCAGCAGCACCAGUUUUCGGAGCACCACCAGUUUUUGGACAAACUUCUGUUGCUUUGCUUCCUGGGUUGGCAGCUGCAGGUCUGGCUAUGCCUGCUCUUACUGCUUCUUCGAUAGACACUGGUGUACCCAGUGAAUGUUUAUUGCUCAAGAACAUGUUUGAUCCCAGCUCUGAGGUUGAGCCAGAUUUUGAUCUCGAUAUAAAGGAAGAUGUGCAAGAGGAAUGUUCCAAGUUUGGGAGACUAAAGCAUAUCUAUGUAGAAAAGAACUCAGCUGGGUUUGUAUACUUGCGGUUUGAGAAUACGGAAGCUGCAAUGGCUGCACAGCGUGCACUCCAUGGUAGGUGGUUUGCUGGAAAGAUGAUCACUGCAACUUACAUGCUUCACCAAGAUUACGAGGCUCGAUUUCCUCCUAGCAGCUAGAAAGUGUGUGGCUAAUACAGCAGCCUUGUGCAAUUUUGCUUUUUAGGAGAUGGUGUAAUUUUGAGUUUGGAUGGUCAUUGUAUGCUGAAAAGUGUUUGACUUCUUGAUAGUGGCAAAAUAUAUCUACUUUACAUGGCUUCUGCCUUAGGAUUAAUUAUUUAAUUAGUUUGCAAUGUUAUAUUUCAUAAUGCUUUAAUGAUUUAUGAUUAAAUUAGUUUAUAAUCCAGGAUUCAUUUUUCAUUA